AUGCUGAAUGAAGAAACUAUUGGGGUUGAUAUGGAUAAAAUAGAAGAUGAUAUAACAAAAAAUAAAGAUGGAAUAGAAAAAAAAAAAAAGAAAAAAGUUCAAUUUUCUGAUAAAAAUGAAACAAUAUAUUAUGAAAAAGAUGAAAGUGAAAAUAAUUAUUUUAAUCUUUCUUUAAACAACUUUAAUUAUUUUGAAUGUUUUUAUAAUGAAAUGUAUGAUUGUGAUUUUGACGAAAAAGGUUUUAAGACUGAAGAUAUAUAUAUAAAUGGAGAAAAAGGAAAUAAAUAUAAUAAAUUUUAUGAAAAAGAUAUAUCAGAUAAGGAAAGAUAUACACAGACAAAAAAAAACACCUUUGAAAAUGGAUUAAAUAUAAACGAAAAUAUGAAAACAGAUAACUUAAAAAUUUUUAAUUUAAAAAGGGAAAAAUUUAGUCAAUCUUUUAAUGAAGAUUGCUCCUUUGAAGUAAAUGAUAUACAUACAGCUAUUAUCAAUGCAGAAGAAAAAACAUCUAAUUAUAGCAAAUAUUAUUUUGGAUAUGAUAUUGAACCAUUUAAUAUGAAAAAUGAAUUAAAAGAAGGAUAUAUUGAUAAAUAUGGGAAUUAUAUUUAUAAUGAAUCCGACAAUGAUGAUAUUGAAGAAGCUUGGUUAAAAUCAGUUGAUGAAAAAGAUCCAUUUUCUACAUUUUCUGAUCAGAAAUUAAAAACAAAAAUACAUAAUGAAAUAAAUUCAAAAUAUGAUGAAGCAAAUAAUUUAAAUAAUGACUUACUUACAGUUAAUAUUUAUGAUGCUCUUUAUUCUCUAUGCUGUUUAUUAAUAGAUAAAGAAACACCAAUUAAAGCAAUGAUUAGAUAUAAAAAUGAUUUGAAGUUAUGUAAAAAUUACCUAAAUGAAUGUAAACUUAAAAUAGAAAAAUUAAAUUCUCUCUCCAAUUUUCAUGAGAAUAAAAAUUCUUUAUUUAAUAUAAAUUUAAACAAUGAAGAGAAUAACUUAGAUAAUUCUUAUUUCAAUUAUAAAGAUCAAAAUAAAAAAAAAUUAUUGCAGAUAAAUAUUAAAAAAAAAGAUAUUAGUGUAAACACUAAAACAAGAAAUGAAAAUUUUAUAUUGAGCAAUGAAGAAAAUGCAAAUAUGAAAAACAAAGAUGAAAUAGAAAAUGAGAAUGAAAUAAAAAAAGAUAUAAAAAAUGAAAAAGAAAUAGAACAUAUAAAAAAUGAAAAUGAAAUAAAAGAUAAUAAAAAAAAUGAAAAUGAAGUAAAUGAAGAUAUAAAAAAUAAAGAAGAAACAAAAGAAGAUAUGAAAAAUGACAAUGAAAUAAAAAAUAAAGAAGAAACAAAAGAAGAUAUGAAAAAUGACAAUGAAAUAAAAAAUAAAGAAGAAACAAAAGAAGAUAUGAAAAAUGACAAUGAAAUAAAAAAUAAAGAAGAAGCAAAAGAAGAUAUGGAAAAUGACAAUGAAAUAAAAAAUAAAGAAAAAACAAAAGAAGAUAUGGAAAAUGACAAUGAAAUAAAAAAUAAAGAAAAAACAAAAGAAGAUAUAAAAAAUGACAAUGAAAUAAAAAAUAAAGAAGUAAAAGAAGAUAUGGAAAAUGACAAUGAAAUAAAAAAUAAAGAAGAAAUAAAAGAAGAUAUGAAGAGUGAAGGGCAAAUAAAAAGCAAAGAAGUAAAAAAAGAAUUAAAAAAUGAAGAAAUAAAAAUAGAAGAAGUAAAAAUUAAUACAGCUAUAGAUAUAUCACAUGAAAAAAUAGAUGGAUUACAAGUGAAUAUAUGUAAAGGAGAUAUUUACGAAAAUAGUAAACAUAAUAUAAAUGAAGAAAAAAUUGAUAAAAAUUUAAUAAAUAAUAAAAAAGAAAAUAAUAAUGAUUUGGUUAACGAUGAAAAAUUAAAAGAAUUACAUAAAUUAGAAGAAACAUAUCUAAAAAUAGCACUGGAUUAUAAAACAAUAGAAAGACGAUUUAACAAUUUAAUUGACUUAACACAAAAAUUAACUAAUGAAUAUAAGAAUGUUUAUUUUUUAACAAAAAAUGAAUUUGAAAAUUUAUGUAAAAAAUUAGAAGAAUACAAAGAAAAUGUAGAUAUACAAUGGCAAUUCAAAUGGAAUAAUGAUCUUGAUAAUAAUAUAUAUGGCCCUUUUAAUUAUUACGAUAUAUAUAAUUUAAUAUCAGUAGGAAUAGUAUCAGCAGCAAAUCCUAUACAACUAAGAAGGAUAAAUAAUGAAAAUCAAGUUUUAGAAAAUAUAUGGCAAAUGUAUGACGCAGUUAAUUACUUAACAUUUGUUAGUAAUGAUAAUAUUAAGAAAAAAAGAAAAUUAAAUGAAACCGAUAUAAAAGAGGAACAUGAUGUAGAACAUGAUAAUGAAGAAUCAACAAAUUCUUUAGAUGAAGAAUAUGAUAUAAAAAAAAAAAGGAAAAAAAAAAAGGGUUUAAUUCAAAUUUCUAAGAAGAAUAAAAAAUCAAAUGAACAAGAAGAUAGUGAUAAUGAUGAUGAUUUUGAAAGUUGCUACGAAUUUUGA
Molecule: messenger RNA, 2505 nt
Organism: Plasmodium relictum
Lineage: Eukaryota; Apicomplexa; Aconoidasida; Haemosporida; Plasmodiidae
Gene: GEXP15
Product: conserved Plasmodium protein, unknown function
Exons: 1
Coding region: 1-2505 (834 amino acids)
Cellular component (GO): U5 snRNP
Source: RefSeq, a predicted model, not a curated record